AUGGGUCGCUUCAAACCAGUAUUCAAAACAUCAACUUCUGCCGCGUCUUCAUCGGUUAUUUCUCCUUCUGAUACUAAUACCUCAAACAAAGCGACCACAAAUGCCGAAGUUGAAACUUUACCGGGGUCAACACCGCAAAAUACUAAUAAUGACACGCAGUCUAAGGUUUCGGACAAACAAAAAAGUGUAAAUAACGCUUCAACACAGAAAAAUAAAAAAACUCAAAAAAUAUCCGAUGCUGGCCAAGUAAAAAAGGCAUAUCCACCUCGUAAAAAAAAGACCAAUGCUGCCGAUGCAACUACACCUUCCGAUGUAUCACCAGAAUCCACUAAAACUACUCGUAAAAGAAAAUCGAAGAAAGAACAACAAGGAGUACAAGCAAAAACAACGGAAACUUCAAAUAUUAAUGCUGACGUAGGUGAAACAACGUCACAAGUCGUUGCAAAUAAUGGCGACAUACAACAACCAUCAUCGGAUCCAGUUUCGUCAACGACUUUAGAAAGCUCUGUGGCUGAUAAUCAGGCUCAGGCUGUCGUUCCGGUUAAAGCUCCAAGAAAGCGAAAGAGUAAAGUCGUUAAUGCAACAGCUAAUGAUACGAAAAAAGAAACGAACAAUGAUGGCGAGUCUGCGGAACAGGGAAAACCCAAAAGAGUAAGAAAGGCUAAGGACCCAAAUGCUCCUAAAAAGCCACCAAAUGCCUACAUGCAAUUCUCAAAAGUUAAGCGGCCAGAAAUUAAAAAAGAAAACCCGGAUGCGAAUCCGAAAGAAAUACUUACUUUGAUCGGAGAAGCGUGGAGAAAAAUGUCCGAAGAAGAGAGAAAACCAUACCAAGAUAUGGUUAAGGCAGCUAUGAUCGAAUACGAAGAACAAAUGAAAUCUUAUAAAGGAUUAUGCGCAAAUUCCCCUGUAGAUGGGCAAACGCCAGAUGCAUAUAAUGCAUAUACUCCAAAUCAAAAUUUGGAUACUCAAGAAGUCGAUCAACAAAACAUAUUAGAUGCGUCGGUAGUUCCAAAUGACACGAAUCAAAACUUGUCAGGAAUAAUGGUUUGUGAUAGUUCGCAGCCGGAUCUCUCUCAAUUAGCUGUGCAUCAACCCUUAUCAUCUGGUGUAUCGUUCGAAAAUUACGCGUCAUACGGCCAACGGGACGAUAUGGAAGCUUUAUUAGACAUGCCAGAUGUUGGACAUUCCUAUGAAUUUCAAACUAACGAUCCGAACUUAUACAAUUCUGAACAACUAUUAACCGACAUUCAAAAUACUGGAAAUACCUUCGAUUUUCAAUCGACGAAUUCUAACUCUAAUAAUGCUCAAUUAUAUGAUAAUUCGGCCUACCAAUUUCCGGCAACUAUGUUACCAUUAGCCAUGAACAUUCAAGAAAAUCAGAAUUCUCGUGGCUCAUAUUUUUAUGGUGAACAACAACAACAACCUCAAGUUGUUAAGCAAGAUCUAUUACUUUACGAAACUCCAGUUGUUCAAGAGAAUCAUGAAGUUUCCGAAUCUGGAAGCAGUCAAGAAGUCCAUAGCUCUCCAGUUAUUGUUAAAAAAACAGAAAAUAAUUCCGGUAAUUUACUCUUAUGUCAACCAUUCGAACCAUCCAAUGGAAACAAUAAUAUUAGUAACAUUGACAUAGAAGGGAAUGGUCAUUGGUUUCAAGAUGAAGCUCAGUUCCAAGAUCCUGCGAAUUAUGCACAACAGUAUACCGAAUACCAACAAGUCCCACAUGAGGUGCCACAACAGAAAUUACUUCAAGAUAAUUCGCGGCAAAUAUCGCGACAAGAGUAUUAUCAAAAACAAAUGUCACAACAUCAUCAACAACAAAUGGCAUCAUGGUAA
This is a messenger RNA of Racocetra fulgida, 1830 nucleotides long. The record is from the annotation of a GenBank genome assembly. NCBI's taxonomy places the organism in Eukaryota, Fungi, Glomeromycota, Glomeromycetes, Diversisporales, Gigasporaceae.